AUGAAAAAUCACACGGCACCCACAGAAUUCAUUCUUCUAGGGCUAUCAGAUGAUCCAGAGCUUCAACCUGUGAUUUUUCUCUUUUUAUUUAUUACAUAUAUAUUAAGUAUCACUGGAAAUUUGACCAUUAUUACUCUGACCUUGGUGGACUCUCAUCUACAGACCCCUAUGUACUUCUUCCUCAGAAACUUCUCUAUAUUAGAAAUUUCCUUUACAACUGUCUGUAUUCCCAGAUUUCUAGGCACAAUCAUCACCAAAGACAAAACAAUUUCAUAUAACAGUUGUACAGCUCAGCUGUUUUUCUUCAUCUUUAUGGGCAUAACUGAAUUUUACCUUCUCACUACUAUGUCCUAUGAUCGCUAUGUAGCUAUCUGCAAACCCCUUCAUUAUACAACCAUCAUGAACAAGAAACUCUGCAUUAUACUUGUCUUUUUCGCUUGGCUGGUAGGAUUCUUAAAUAUCUUUCCGCUAGUCAUUCUUUUCCUUCAGUUAGAUUACUGUGGCUCCAAUGUCAUUGAUCAUUUUACUUGUGACUAUUUCCCCCUCUUACAAUUAUCAUGUUCAGAUACAAAGCUCUUAGAAGUGAUUGGCUUCUUCUCUGCGUUAGUAAUCCUGCUUUUCACAUUGGCAUUAAUCAUUAUAUCCUACAUAUUUAUCAUUAGAACAAUCCUGAAGCUUCCUUCAGCCAGUCAAAGAAAAAAAGCGUUUUCGACAUGUUCCUCUCACAUGAUUGUCAUAUCCAUAUCCUAUGGAAGCUGCUUGUUCAUGUAUGCCAACCCAUCAGCGAAAGAAAAGACGUCACUGAAUAAAGGAGUAGCUAUUUUGAAUACUUCUGUUGCUCCUAUGAUGAAUCCAUUUAUCUAUAGCUUGAGGAAUCAGCAAGUGAAGCAAGCCUUUAAAGACACUAUCCAAAAGGUUAUGAAUUCUAAUAAGUGA
Messenger RNA from Sorex araneus (European shrew), 936 nucleotides. RefSeq names its product olfactory receptor 6C3-like. Gene Ontology annotation, biological process: G protein-coupled receptor signaling pathway. NCBI's taxonomy places the organism in Eukaryota, Metazoa, Chordata, Mammalia, Eulipotyphla, Soricidae. The transcript has a single exon. Gene Ontology annotation, cellular component: membrane. The record is from RefSeq and is a predicted model, not a curated record. Bases 1 to 936 code for a protein of 311 amino acids. Gene Ontology annotation, molecular function: olfactory receptor activity; G protein-coupled receptor activity.